Molecule: messenger RNA, 1333 nt
Organism: Pseudonaja textilis
Lineage: Eukaryota; Metazoa; Chordata; Lepidosauria; Squamata; Elapidae
Gene: PPP1R27
Product: protein phosphatase 1 regulatory subunit 27
Molecular function (GO): phosphatase binding
Source: RefSeq, a predicted model, not a curated record
CUCUGCGGGGGAAACCAUCAGUCCUCCACAGAUCUUCACCACGUGUUGUGUGGUCUCACACACAAAACGCACACACACACGCAAACUCUGAAAGGAACAGAAAAUCAUCUCUGGGUUCCUCUUCACCUUUUCUUUGCAAGAUUUUGGGAGGAAAUACUCCUUUGGAUCUCACGACAUUAUUAUAGUUUUGCACCUCACCUUUGUGAGGUAGCUCUUCUACUUUCUAAGUUUGUUCAUUUUCCUCAUCUUGCCUAUCUGUUGGGCUUUUUUGCCCUCUGUGACCAUGAAAUACUACUGCCCAGGUUCACUUCCUAGGUACAGGCGAUAUGCAAGGCACCUCAAGACUGUGCGUUUCCCCAAUGAUGUUCUCUUUCAGGACCAUAUUCGACAGGGUGACUUGGAGCAAGUAGGACGUUUCAUUCGGGCCAGGAAAGUCUCCUUGGAUACCAUCUAUCCCUCUGGAAUGGCUGCCAUCCAUGAAGCUGUGCUUGCUGGGAACCUCGACUGCGUCAAGCUCUUGAUAAAAUAUGGCGCUGACAUAAAUCAGAAAGAUGAUGAGGGCUGGACACCUCUGCAUAUGGCCUGUAGCGAUGGCUAUGCUGACAUUGCAAGGUACCUCAUCUCUCUUGGGGCCCAGAGUGAUGCCACCAACAAUGAGGGAGAUAAACCAUCUGACCUUAUUGACCCAGAAUACAAGGAUCUUGUGGAGCUUUUCCAAGCAGCCCAUGUAAACUAAGACUGUUAUCUCUUUAACUUUUUUCCAUGUGAAAUCCAGUUUCCAUGGCAGACAACAUAAUUUGUUGUAGGAAGGGGGAAACUAGCAAAGUUGCUCCUAUUAAGUUGGUAAGGGAGUGUAAAAUCUCCUAAAGGAGGUCAUACUCUAACUGCAAUAGGUAUAUAUGAGACUGACUACUUGGGGAUUUCUGAGAGACAUGCUUGGGAUAGUCCAUCCAAAAAGAAAUGAAACAUUCUUAAUCGUGGUUCAUUGUCCAAUUCAAUAGAUGACAUAUACUGGUUCUGGUGGUGUGACUGUGUGGGCAGUUUACAUAUAUGUUUGGGAUUGGACCGGACACUAAAUUUUGUAAGCAUGUAUCUUCCAGUUCUCAUUUUGCUAUUACUAAUUUUGAACUAUGACCUCAUUUUUCUGAAGAAUCCCCACAAAAUAACUAUGAAAAUAUCUACCUUCAAAAUGACAUAUGUAUGUACAUAUGGAUUAUUCUAAUCUAAAACAUAGUGUAUAAUGUUCUAUUUUUAAUGUGUUGCAGAUUCUAGAUUUGCUUUUAUACUGUAUUUUUUAUUUGAUUCCAAAACAGCUUUUUAUUUUUUCAAUAAA